Messenger RNA from Notolabrus celidotus (New Zealand spotty), 1180 nucleotides. RefSeq names its product prokineticin 1 (gene prok1). The coding region runs from base 571 to 891 and encodes 106 amino acids. NCBI's taxonomy places the organism in Eukaryota, Metazoa, Chordata, Actinopteri, Labriformes, Labridae. The record is from RefSeq and is a predicted model, not a curated record. The transcript has 5 exons.
CAAACCGCACGAUGCUCGCUCAAAUAACAAACCACCAAAGAACCUAACAAAGUGACGUUAGCUGGAGGCCAAUGCCUGGGCUCACCUUCCUGCAUGAUUUCUGUUGCCUGUCCCAGGACAGAAAGGCUUCACUGCUCCUGCUGAUGGGGCAGAAAUGGGUGAAUGUAAUUAUGUGGCCUCUGCAUUGGAGGAAUCCAUCACCUGCACAGCAGCGGGGUAAUGUCCUGCUGACUAACCCAUGGGCAGAUGUAUGGUCAAAUCCUAAAGCUCUAUAAGUAGAGCCGCCAUCACCGUCAUCCAGAUGAGUAAGAUGACGAAGCUUCUGAGGAGACAGGCAGAGAGGGCGUGGGGAGAUCUCAGACAUCAUUAGGAAUGGAUGGGAGGGAGGGGGAGUCCUGGGUGGGGGUCUGAGGUGGAUAAAGGGAGGGAGAGAGUGUUGCUCUCCACUCUGAGGAGUUUAGGAUCUCUUCAUGACUGACUGUAGAGCCGAUCUAGGUGUUGGAGAGACCGUGAACAGCUGUUGAUCAGCAGUAAGAGCUGUGGAAAGAGCCCAGUUGUCCUGUUGCUGUGAUGAGCUUCAGGGCGGUGCUGCUGUCCUUCCUCCUGCUGUCUCUGAGCUGCUCCAGAGGAGCUGUCAUCACCGGGGCCUGUGAGAGAGACCUGCAGUGUGGUUUCGGUCUUUGCUGUGCUGUUAGUCUGUGGCUGAGGGGUCUGAGGAUGUGUGUCCCCAGAGGAGUGGAAGGGGAUGAAUGCCACCCUUUUAGUCAUAAGGUACCUUAUCUAGGAAAGAGGCAACACCACACCUGUCCCUGUCUUCCCCACUUGGUGUGCACGAGGUAUGCUGAGAGCAAGUAUAGAUGUACAGAGGACUUCAAAAACCUGGAUUUUUAACAGACACAGAGAUGAAGCUGAGCACAGAGGAAAAAAGCACAUAUGUUAUCCACACUGACUGUACUCUUCAUUUGUGUACUCUAUGCACUAUAAUACAAAGUGUUAAUUCUGUCAAUCCUCCCAUCAGUGACAGAAAAACAAAAACCAAGACAGUGUAACAUGUAAAAAAAAGCAGCUGCAGCAGACAUCAGACACUUUUUCUGGAUAGAAAUGAUAAGGCUAUUUGUGAAGUGGAACAUUUGCUGUUAUCAUUGUGCACUUUAUGUUAAUUUAUCAAGAGAAAUGUAAA